UAUUGCCUCUGUGAACCUGGAGGCCCCCCUUGAAUUAUCGGGGCCAACAGCCCCCGACUAUCGCCUGGUCACCCUUUUAAAGCCCUCUAAGCUAGUUUAAAGCCUUCUGCGGCCUGCGGAUCCAGCUGCAGUAGCAGCAACGGCACCGGGGCAGCUUUUCUUUCGCCCUAGGCCCCGAGUCCUACCAGGGGGGCUUCACGCCAGCUCUUGUUGGGGGGGGGGUUGUUCCGCGUGCAAAACAGAAGCGACGCCGCUAGAGGGCUCUGGCCAUUGUCAAAAAAAGAAAAAGGGGGGAGAAAAGAGGCGACUCUUCUCAUUUUCUCUCGCAGCUGCUGCUGGUGCUCCCGCUGACGAUUUUGGAGGCUGAACUUCCCGGGUCAGAGACGGAGAGCCUUGUUGUUGCUGUUUCUUCUGCUUUCGUAGCUUCGACAGUCCAGCGGAGAUCCAGCCUGAGCGCCUGCCGCCCCGACACGGGGGGGGGGGUGUAGUGGGGGGAAGCCCUCGGUUUUAGAGAUUUCCUUGUUCUCCAGUCGCAUCCUCAAGGGAGAAACCUGUAUUAGCCUCAGUUGGGAUUUUUAAAAUAUUACUAUUAUUAUUCCAAGGACAGAUCCCGAACUCUGCAGCUCUCAGGAACCAGAUCCUGAAGCCAGAGACUUCCAGAGGCCACAGCCUUUUGCAGAAGUGACUGAUGUAUUUUGCUGAGAUACAGUGGGCCCUUCUGGACCCAUGCCAGAGACCUGUCUACAGGGACAUUGUGCAGGACAAUUAUGGGACUCUACUCUCACUAGAUGGAGGAACCAUGAAUCCCAAUCCCCAGCCUGGAGGUGCUGAGGCUGGGCAGACACAGAAGCAGUUACCAGGACGGUCUGAAGGCACUCUUUACCUGGGCCAGAGUCAGGCCGGGCAGCAAGAGUUCAAGCUGUGCCAAGCAUUUCAGCUUAGCAGGCCCAGCCCUAUGCACCCCAGGAGAUGCAGGACUCUGUCUUGGUGGCUGGACAUCAUGCAGAAGAAUUAUGAGACCCUCAUUUCCCUGGAUGUCAGGAAGGAACAUGAGCAGGAAAGCUCGGUUGCUAAAAAGAUGAUGUCAAGAGAAGAACCUGCGAGGACUGAGUCUCAGAGCCCUGAUCUGGAACUGAGUCACAGCAAGCUGGCUGUCAGAGACUUUGCACUGGUGCUUCCCACCAAACCUGUCCCCAUCUCCUCUAGUGAAGGCCGGAAACCAUACAAGUGUAUGGAGUGUGGGAAGGGAUUUGGCCAAAGCUCGCACUUGAUGCGUCACCUGGGAACACAUUCUGGGGAAAAGCCCUACCAGUGUAUGGACUGUCCCAAGGCCUUCACACAGCUGUCAAACCUGCGGCAGCACCAGCGCAUGCACACUGGGGAGCGUCCCUACACCUGUGAUUGCUGCGGAAAGCGCUUCUCCUGGAGUUCCAACCUGGCCCAGCACCGGCGCCUCCACACUGGCCAGAAGCCGUACGCUUGCAUCCAGUGUGGCAAGUGCUUUUGCGAGAGCGCCCGGCUCCUGGAGCACGAGCGCACCCACACGGGCGAGCGGCCCUAUGUCUGCCUGCAGUGUCGCAAGUGCUUCAGCCGGAGCUCCCACCUCGCCCGCCACCAGCGCCUCCACGCUUCGGUCACAGGCAUGGAGGAGGACCAACCGCCUUUCUCUUGCAGCCAGGGUGCGACCCUCCUCCUACACCGCCAUGCCCACUGCAACUAGAAUUUAUGUCCAUUGUUGCUGGAACACUGUGGCAGAACCUAAGGAGGGUCUGCAGGGAUUUGACCUGUUUUCCUUGGCUUAGAGGCAGCCACCAAUGAAGCUUCGUGAUUGACUGUGUAGUAGCAAUGUGAGCUCAGAUCUUGCCAGGCUUCAGUGAAUCUAGAGCAAGGAUGGGAAACCUGUGGCAUCCAGAAGCUGCUGAUGUCCAACUCCUGUCAUCUCAGAUCAUUGGCCGUGCCAGCUGGGGCUGAUGAGAGUUGGAGCCCAGGAACGAAGAAGGAAUAAAGCACCAAAUGGUAGUCGAAAGAGGAGACAAGUUCUGGUGCAGUGUGGGUGAUUUGGAGCCCAACAACGGCUGGAGGGCCGCACGUUCCACACUCCUGAUCUAAAGGCAGGGAGCACUUGUGGUUGUGCAAAACACACCAUAACAACCUAUGCGACUGUACUAUGUGCAAGAAAAAUCAUCCUGGAUGUUGUGCCAUUGCUUACUAUGAUACUAUGCUCGGGGUAUACCACAUGUACAGGAGGUUGCUACACUCCAGAUAAUCUGCAGCAGGAGAGAUGCACCCCUUGGCACAAAUGCUACAGCAUGUGCUCUGGGCAGGGUCGGCCUAACCAUAAAGGCAACCUAGGCAGUGAGUAGAGUGUUAGAUAUACAGAGCUAUGGUUAAAUGCCCUGGGGGGAAGAGCUGUCACGUGCACUUCUGGAGGAGGCUGAGCAGAUCAGAAGCUGGGUUGAUACCCUUCCUAUUCUGUUCUGGUCCGUUUGCACUGGCUACCUAUUUGUUUCCGAGCCAGGUUCAAGGUGCUGGUUUUGACCUAUAAAGCCUUACACGGCGUGGGACCACAAUAUCUUGUGGAACGCCUCUCCCGCUAUGAACCUACCCGGUCACUUUGCUCAGCAUCUAAGGCCCUCCUCCGGGUACCAACCCAUCGAGAAGCCCGGAGGACAGUUACUCGAUCUAGGGCCUUUUCUGUAGUGGCCCCCGAACUGUGGAACAGCCUCCCCGAAGAAGUACGCCUUGCGCCUACGCUUCUAUAUUUUCGGCUCCAGGUUAAGACCUGGCUAUGCUCCCAGGCAUUUUAAGCGUUUAUGUUAUAAUUUAAAUUUUUUAUUUUUUAUUUUUUUCUUUAGUUGCUGCUUGUGUUUAUUGUUUGUUGUCUGAUUUUAUUGUUGAUAUUUUGUAUUUUAACCUUUUUGUACACCGCCCAGAGAGCCACUCACUAUGGGCGGUCUAUAAAUGAAACAAAUAAAUAAAUAAUAAUAAAUAAAUAAGGGUUCAGGGGACACAAUCUGCGCCAGCCAUCCAGACACAGUUGUAAAAAGGGAAAAAUGAAAAAGUA
Molecule: messenger RNA, 3064 nt
Organism: Rhineura floridana
Lineage: Eukaryota; Metazoa; Chordata; Lepidosauria; Squamata; Rhineuridae
Product: zinc finger protein 3-like
Exons: 6
Coding region: 689-1720 (343 amino acids)
Biological process (GO): regulation of transcription by RNA polymerase II
Molecular function (GO): RNA polymerase II cis-regulatory region sequence-specific DNA binding; DNA-binding transcription factor activity, RNA polymerase II-specific
Source: RefSeq, a predicted model, not a curated record